UGUGUUCACUUCAGAGUGGGGACACACACCCCAGGAGGAAGCCCUGAGCACCACACACACACGCAGAGAGGCUUUCAACAGCUACAUACAGCUUCUCUACAGACCAACACAACAGAUUAGUAUUCCGGAUGAAGAUCCGUUCCACCUGAACUCCGCUCCGUUCCCUCCCAAACCUCCUGCACUGAAACCUUCCACCCCUCCGACACUCCGAGAGGGCUUCUUUCCUAAUCACAGCCUGGCCAGGAAACCUGACACGACACACAUGCAGGCAGGCGUGAGGUCUCGUCCCCUUAAUGCCUCACUUGGAUUCAUCCCAAACUCAGUGGUGGUGGGGCAGAUGUGGCCUGACGAGGUGCUGGAGAACACGAUACCCCCCACACAAUGGGCACUCUGGGGCAAACACACACACUACACUGAGGAGAAUAAAGUGGACAGUGUGCAGUGUUUGGAUCAGGAGGAGGAUGAUGAGUUCAGCAUGAACCAGUUCCUGCACCUCAUAGAAACAUCAUCUGAAACAGAAAGCCUGACUCCACCCCCUCCUGUGACUCCACCCCCAGAGAAGCCCCCACCAGAAAAACCCAAAUACACGCUGAAGCCACUGAAACCCCUCCCUCCUAUUAAAACAACCCCACCCCCGACUCCACCCAAACUGGUACCACCCCCUUCUGUAGCCACACCUCCUCCUCCACCACCACCACUACCACCACCACCACCGCUACCUGACUUCCUGAACCAGUUCUUGCAAGAGGAGUGGUUUCAAAACAUGUACCCUGAUCCAGUGUGUAUACCCGCAUCCCUGAGCCUGACCGAGUUCUGCGCUCUGCUGCUGGAAUUCCUGAAACGUUGUGGUAUGAACCAGAAGCAGAGUGUCCUCAAAGCCAUCAUCACACUGCACACACACAACUCUCUCAACAACACACACACCAUCACACACAGCCUGCUGGACACACUGCACACCUGCCUGCAAGGAGACAUGUCAGAUUUGGAGCAGCACUUUGCGAUGGAGUUGCUUAAUUUCUUGGUGUGUGUAAAUCCUCACAGCUUCGACAUCACAGUGGAGAUACUCCUCCUGCUCGCAGAUAAGCAGCUGAGAUUACAAGGCGUAGCAGUGUGCAUGUUGCAGGCUCUGGGAGUGGGCAACGCCCAUCAGUGGCUCCUCCCUCAGCUGGAGUCGUGGAUCCCCGAGGCACAGAAACACACCGAUCCUCAGAGCUGUCUCAGAGAGUCGGCACACCGCUGGCUCAACAGCUGGACAGAAAAAUACAAAAUAUACAAGAGUGCUGGAAGAAAGAGUGCGGUUGUCUCGAAGGUGAUUUCACCCUCCGAGGUUCUGCGCUAUUUCUGCUGGGUGCAACAAGAGGCACAGGUCCGACCACGAGACAGGAACGAUACGGUGGAAGGCUGUCCAUCGCCUGGGCGAGACCAACAGCAUGACGCGUAUACGGGAACUUCGAGGACCGUGCUUCCCUCCGCUGACGUCCAGGUCGCCCCUAGUUCCUGGUUUUACUCGGCUGCUGUCUCUGCCGUUACCUCGAGUCACCGGGUCUUCGUUCCCUUUCGCUCUGGAGGUUCAGUGUCUCAAGCAGGCACCUCGGCAGCGCUACUUCCUGCUAGAGCGAUCCUACGUCCAGACUUAAAAAUUUUGCUAUUCUGUAGGCUUAGAAAUAUGAAUGAAAAGAUGGCAAGCAUUCGACUAAAUCUAAUAGAAGACUAUAGUGUAUGUGUGUGUGGACAAAUUUUUUGUAGAAACCCAAGAAUAAGACUGGCUUAUUGAACAUCCCAUUUUACAUUUAGUCCUUAUUUGAUGAUAUAUUUGACCUCCAGUCUACUGGGAAGAUGUUCCACCAGAUUUUGUUGUCCUCAAUCAGCCACAAGGAUGUUAUUAAAAUCAGGUACUAAUGUAGGUGAGGUGAGGAGGCCUGAGGUGCAGUCAGCAUUUACAUUCAUCCCAAUAGAUGUGCAAUAAGUUUGGAGCUCUAAAGCAGGAGAUCUUCCACUCCAACCCAUGGAAAGCAGAUCUUGUGGCUUGCACAGGAGCAUAGUCAAGCAACAGGUUUUUGUCCACAUAGAAAGAGACACCAAGAUUGCUGUAAGAAACGCUUUGGUUUGUUUUUAUUGAAAAGCAGAAAUACAGAAUUAAGGUAUGUUGCAAAACUAUACAGGAUGGAAAAAUGUGAUUCAAUGCUACAUGACAUGAUUGUACAAAUGCAGAUAAUCAAUUCUUUUGCACAUUUAACAACCAUGAGCUGGUCUGAUUUAGCUGAACGGAUCAUAGUUAUUGCAGAGAUACGUAGAUACUCAUCUAUCCAUCCAUCUAUCCAUCUAUCCAUCCAUCCAUAUGCUAGGUUCAUCGCUAAUUAUUAAUCCUCCAGAUGCUAGAAUCAUACCAGAAAUGUAAAAAAUACUUACCUUUUUUUUACAUUUACAUCCAAUUAUUCACCAACAUAAAUGCCCAGAGGUCAUACUUCCUUCACCGAGACUGAUACAUAAUAGCCACAUUUCUACACUGAGACACCCAGUGACCACACCACCUUCACUGGCACUGACAUACAUAGAGGCCACGCCCCUUUACUGAACCCCCAUUGGACAUGACUGCACCAAGACUGGCACACAAAGAGGCCUUCACCUUCACUUAUUCACCCAGAAGGCACACCUCCUUAACUAAGACUACUCGAAAACACCCAAAAGCCACACCCUCUGUAUUGAAACACCCAGAAGGCACACCACCUUAACUAAGACUGAAACACCCAGAGGCCACACCUCAUUUACUGAGACACCUAGAGGAAACAUCUCAUUUACUGUGACACCAAGGGGCCACACCACCUUCAAUAAGACUGAGACACCCAGAGGUUACACCUCAUUGACAGACACCAAGAGGCCAUGCCUCCUUCAGGAAGACACCCAGAGGCCACUCCCACUUCACUGAGAUUAACACAGAGGCCAUGCCUCCUUCACUAAACCGAUACAUACAGAAAUAUGCUGAAGGAAAGAUUAAAAAUAAAUGUAUAGGAUUCAUUUUAGCGCCAUCAUGACCCCAGCAACUUCCGCUGGUUGACACAUGAAGGUCUGAUAAACAGCACCUUUGCCCCUAAAGUGCAAGUUCUGCUCAGUUUUACAAAUUUAUCAGGGCAGUGGUUGCCAGAGGGAGAAGAUCCUUAGCUGUCUAACCUACUUAAC
Messenger RNA from Silurus meridionalis, 3177 nucleotides. RefSeq lists its product as uncharacterized. The coding region runs from base 263 to 1774 and encodes 503 amino acids. Lineage: Eukaryota; Metazoa; Chordata; Actinopteri; Siluriformes; Siluridae. The transcript has 11 exons. The record is from RefSeq and is a predicted model, not a curated record.